UACCCAGUCGCUCUUUUGACUUCGCCCCAGGCUUUCAGCCCCCCACACUCUUUUACAUACUUAGGCAGCCUCACCCGCUCCUUCGUCACCAACUCUCACAACCAACCCAAGUCACUCACUCACGUUCAUUUCUUCACCCUCCACACCUCUUUUUAUAAUUCCUAAAAACCACCUUCAAAAUGCAGUUCUCCGCCGCCGCUGUCCUGGCCUUUGUUGCCACCGCCGUUGCCCAGACCACUGGCUUCGACUCCGUCUUCGUCCCCGCCUCCGGCGAGGUUGUCCCUGCUGGUUCCAGCUUCACCAUUGAGUGGACUGCUCCCGCUCCCUACAACGAUGCCGACGACCUUGUCACCAUCGGCCUCAUUGGUGGUGCCACCCAGAACACCCAGGUUCCUCUCCUGACCGUUGCCACUGGUGUCAAGAACGCCGGAGGAUCCUACACCUGGUCCGUUCCCGCUGAUCUCGGUGAGCUCGCCUUCUACGGCCUCACCUUCACUCUCGAGAGCGACACCAGCAUCAUGCAGUACUCCAACCCCUUCACCAUCGGUGCCAGCACCGUCAAGGAGAGCACCACCAAGGCUGCCACCGAGGCCACCUCCACCCUGAGCUCCGCCUACGGUGUCAAGACCAUCAGCCUGUCCAGCCAGCCCGCCGCCUACACCACCGUUGUCCCCGUUUACGAGACCACCACUGUCCCCUGCACCAACAGCACCACCACCCCCGCUGCCUACGUCCCCCCUCCCGCUGCUCCCACCACCGUUGUCAGCGUCCCCUCUAACGGCACCUGGACCACCGCUGUUGUCCCCGUCGUCAGCACCACUGGCUCUUACCCUGCUGCUACCACCCCUGCCGUCGUCACCGGUGCUGGUGCCCGCGUCGGCGCCUCUAUGGCCGUCGUCGCUGGUCUCGUCGUUGCCGUCCUUGCUCUGUAAGCGGAGUAACACGGCUGGUUCGUCUUGGUUUCUACGUGGUGUCAUGACUGCAUGACUGCAUUUAGAGGGUUCCUUGUUUCUGGAAUGGAAAGCAGUCUGGGUAUUUGGCCUUUUCGCGCACAUACGUUUUGGUUUCCGAUAUGGAAGGAAAGGUAUUCAGGAUUGUUAAUGUAUUAUGGAUAAAACAGAAAAGCCCAUCUGGGUUCUUUGUCUCUCAAGCCUCCUGACGUAGCAUGCC
Ilyonectria robusta is the source of this 1170-nucleotide messenger RNA. Its product is annotated as Ser-Thr-rich glycosyl-phosphatidyl-inositol-anchored membrane family-domain-containing protein. The transcript has 2 exons. The record is from RefSeq and is a predicted model, not a curated record. NCBI's taxonomy places the organism in Eukaryota, Fungi, Ascomycota, Sordariomycetes, Hypocreales, Nectriaceae. The coding region runs from base 180 to 932 and encodes 250 amino acids.